This is a messenger RNA of Austrofundulus limnaeus, 2547 nucleotides long. RefSeq names its product potassium channel modulatory factor 1 (gene kcmf1). The record is from RefSeq and is a predicted model, not a curated record. Gene Ontology annotation, molecular function: zinc ion binding. Gene Ontology annotation, cellular component: plasma membrane. The transcript is spliced from 7 exons. Lineage: Eukaryota; Metazoa; Chordata; Actinopteri; Cyprinodontiformes; Rivulidae. The coding region runs from base 181 to 1350 and encodes 389 amino acids. Gene Ontology annotation, biological process: synaptic signaling.
UUUUGGCCAGAAGUGACACCGUGGGACGGGAAGCAGAUCGAACUGUAAGCUGAGGAUCCAUCUUGCUUCAAAAAGAGACGAGGCUGAGGGAUUCUCCAGUUUAGAGUCACAAAAAAACAGUAUAAUUCCUCGCUGAGCUCACUGGAGAGCCCGAAGAGGGACGGUGUCGCUGUUUGUAGGAUGUCCCGACAUGAGGGUGUGAGUUGUGAUGCAUGUUUAAAAGGCAACUUUAGAGGACGACGGUUUAAGUGUUUGAUUUGCUACGACUACGACCUGUGUGCAUCGUGCUACGAGAGCGGAGCCACGACGACACGACACACAACAGAGCACCCCAUGCAGUGUAUAUUAACCAGAGUAGAUUACGACUUGUAUUAUGGAGGGGACACUUUUUCAGUAGAACAACCCCAGUCGUUCACAUGUCCUUACUGUGGCAAAAUGGGCUUCACAGAGACGUCCCUACAGGAGCAUGUCACCUCUGAGCAUUCAGAGACUUCCACUGAAGUGAUCUGCCCAAUCUGCGCUGCUUUGCCAGGAGGCGAUCCCAACCACGUCACAGAUGAUUUUACAGCUCACCUCACUCUUGAACACAGAGCGCCGAGAGAUUUAGAUGAGUCCAGUAGUGUCCGACACGUACGCAGGAUGUUCCACCCUGGACGGGGACUGGGCGGCCCCAGAGCACGACGGACAAAUAUGCACUUUACUAGCGGCUCCACGGGGGGGCUUUCAUCCUCCUCAUCACAGAGCUCCACUUAUACCCCCAGUAACAGAGAGACAAUGGACCCGAUCGCAGAGUUGUUGUCUCAGCUGUCAGGUGUGCGGCGCGCUGCAGGGGGGCAGAUAAACUCGUCUGGGCCUUCGGCCUCCCAGCUCCAGCAGCUCCAGAUGCAGCUGCAGUUGGAGCGGCAGCAGGCUCAGGCGGCGCGGCAGCAAGUAGAGGCGGGUCGCCACGCAACGCGACGCAGCAACAAUCCAAGCAACACUGGCACCACAAUCCCUCCUCCUAGCACAGCAACUGCCAACACCAACACUGUGGGCGAAAGCAAUCCCUCCUCCUCGUCCCACAGCUCCCAGUUCCUAUUAGCACGGUUGAAUGAACCUAAGAUGUCUGAAGCAGAGCGCCAGUUUUUCGAAGGGGAGCGCGCCGACCGCAGCUUGUUCGUCCAGGAGCUGCUGCUGUCUACGCUAAUGCACGAAGAGAGCUCCUCUUCAGACGAAGACGAGCGCCGAGACUUCGCCGACUUCGGAGCCAUGGGCUGCGUGGAUAUCAUGCCUUUAGACGUGGCGCUAGAGAACCUCCAGCUUAGAGAGAGCAGCUCUUCGGGGAGGGAGCCUCCGCCGCCUCCUCUUUGAUGUCCGAGCAUCGAGCAGACUGUGUCCUCUGUGCUGCAACUGUCAGUGAUGGACAGCCGCAGUCCCCGCCCCCUCCUGCCCCAGCCCCGCCCUCCUUUUCACCCUCCUCUAAUUUUCUCAGUUUGUUCUGGUGAUUGUAAUUUCAGGCCCGUCACCAUAUUUGUUACAUUGUAAACAAAACCUAAAGAGAGAGCAAGCGGGAUAAAGUGUCGGCGUGAGCGAGCAAGCGAGAGAAGAAAAUUCUAUAAAUAUAUAUAAAAUAUAUAUGAAGCUGAUAAUCUAUCCACUUAACUCUUCAUCAGGUUAGUGUUACAGGCAGACAUUUGCUUCCUGUGACGUAUGAAUGGCUCUCCAUAUAAAUACUCCACCUUCAAAAGUCAAGAGGACACAAGCUCCUCUGAUGAAGCUGCUGUGUGUGUUAAUGAUUACUAAUUAAAUAAAAAGUGCUUGGAUGGGUUACCAUAAACUACCUGCAUGCAGUUAUUUGCAGCGUGCAUGACUUUGAACGACCCUCUCAUUCAAAACUUGUUUUUAAGAUUUCCCCAAAGCUUUCAACAGUUUUUUAAGUGGUUACUUCAAACGUGGCAAGUAUUGAAACCGAAGUAGCUCGUAAUCCGACGUGAGGAUCGCUCUAACAGAAACGUUUUGUUACAUUUUCUUUGAGUAUUUAGAAGGAAGAGAACUAACUUGAUUCUUUGGUGGCUCUUAAAAAUAGCUCCGGUUUGUGGGUCAGCUCUAGUUGGCCCUCCGUGUUCCAGCUGCAUAACAUUCGAUAAAACCAGAGAAAUGUAAAGAAAACAAAGAGCUUGCCUCCUAAUGGUAACUAGUUUUAGGAAAAUGAAGCACAGUAAACUUUAUAAUCUGUUCGAUCCAGAGCUCGACUCUCUGCUCACGUCAGACCACAAGCUUUCAAUGGACUUCAGGAGUUUGCGCCUUUCCUUUUUUGUCUAAACAGACUUUUUCUGCUAAAGCUUGCACAUUCUAUUUAUUCAUCCUUGCUUUCUAUUUUUUUUAGCCUUAACAUGGGUCAUGCCACCUUCAUGCCUAUACUUUUACCCUCUAUGUAAAAAAGAAACAAAAAGAGAGAUGUACGGAUUUGUGCGUUAACUUUCAUAAGACGUGGGCAGACUUUUUUUAAAAUGUAAAUUUAGAAUACAAUAAAUAUGACACACAGCUUUUGAUGAAAGCGAGAAACCA